UGUUAGUGUUUAUUCAUGGCGAGACAUGGGACCCGUUCGCCUACAACAAAACGUAUUAAAGAGUUGGAUAGGUUGGCAGCUCGUUUGGAUGUUCUUUUGAAUGAUGCAAAAGAUGAGGCAGGCCAGAACAGCUCCUCUUUGAAUACACCAGCAUGGUUAUGGGGAUGGAGAUCCCCUUGGGAAGGAAAACAGAAAGGGGGAGAGCUAAUUAACAAAGGGGAAGAGGAGCUGUAUCUUCUAGGAAAAAGAAUAAAGGAAAAGUUUGCAGCAUUGUUUGAUGAGGAGUAUCACCCAGAUGUCUUCUCAAUUAGGGCAACACAGGUUCCUCGAGCAUCAGCUAGUGCUGUUGCAUUUGGCAUUGGACUAUUUGCUGGGAAAGGAAACCUUGGACCAGGCGGGCAUCGUGCCUUCUCUGUGAUAAGUGAGAGUCGUGCAAGUGAUAUGUGCUUACGGUUCUAUGAUUCUUGUCAGACUUAUAAAAGAUAUAAAGAAAACCAGGAGCCAGCUGUUGAUAAGAUUAAGGAACCCAUUCUGCGUAUCAUUGCUGCUGAGGUCGGUAGACGCUACCAGCUAGGUUUCACUAAGCAGGAUGUUGCUUCUUUAUGGUUUCUCUGCAAACAGGAAGCAUCUUUGUUGGAUAUCACCAAUCAAGCUUGUGGCCUUUUCAACGCUACGGAGGUUUCUUUACUUGAAUGGACAGAUGAUUUGGAGGGUUUUCUGUUAAAUGGUUAUGGUAACUCGGUUAACUAUCGCAUGGGGAUACCACUCCUCCAGGAUGUAAUUCAGUCAAUAGAGCAAGCAAUUAUUGCUAAAGAAGGAAACCAUACUCCAGGAACAUUUGAGAAGGCAAGACUCCGUUUUGCUCAUGCUGAGACUGUUGCACCAUUUGCCUGUCUUCUUGGCCUUUUUCUUGAAGGAUCUGAAUUUGAGCAAAUACAAAGGGAAGAACCACUGGAUUUACCUUCUAAACCUCCCCAGAAAAGAAACUGGAAGGGCAGCGUUGUAGCACCUUUUGCUGGAAAUACUAUGUUGGUUUUGUAUGCCUGUCAUAGUGAUGAUUCUACUAAGGUCAUUUCAUCUGAAGAUCGGAGGAAAAAGUAUUUUGUACAAGUUUUGCACAAUGAAAUUCCUGUUCGUUUACCGGGUUGUGGUAAUAUUGAUUUCUGCCCUUUAGAGGUCUUCAAGGAACAAAUUGUCAAUCCUCAUUUAAAGCACAACUUUGAUUCGGUCUGCAACUUUAUGCCGGAGAACACCAAAAUCCAUCUAGUAUCAGAUUCCUAAAACACUGAUAUGAGUCGUAAAAAGCUAGUAAGAAGCUUUUCUCAUAGAAAUACCACAAUGGCGACAACAAAUCAGGAAAUGUUCUGUUACAUCACAUAUUUCUUGGAUGAGAAAUGAGAAUAAACAAAUAGUGUUCUUCACAGAUAUCAUUCAAUUUAUUUUUCCUGCCUAUUCUUUGUUUCUUUUAGGAGUCCUUUUAGGGUGUUUGUCCACCCCCAAGAUUUUGUAUAAAUUUGAGAUUCAUUGGUGUCAUGCUCUUUAUCACAAGCCAUUCUUCGCAUGUA
Messenger RNA from Asparagus officinalis (garden asparagus), 1565 nucleotides. RefSeq names its product multiple inositol polyphosphate phosphatase 1-like. NCBI's taxonomy places the organism in Eukaryota, Viridiplantae, Streptophyta, Magnoliopsida, Asparagales, Asparagaceae. Bases 16 to 1281 code for a protein of 421 amino acids. Gene Ontology annotation, molecular function: inositol phosphate phosphatase activity; acid phosphatase activity. The record is from RefSeq and is a predicted model, not a curated record. The transcript is spliced from 10 exons.